This is a messenger RNA of Mytilus californianus (California mussel), 1126 nucleotides long. RefSeq names its product zinc finger protein 425-like. Bases 117 to 1052 code for a protein of 311 amino acids. NCBI's taxonomy places the organism in Eukaryota, Metazoa, Mollusca, Bivalvia, Mytilida, Mytilidae. The record is from RefSeq and is a predicted model, not a curated record. The transcript has 2 exons. Gene Ontology annotation, cellular component: nucleus. Gene Ontology annotation, biological process: regulation of transcription by RNA polymerase II. Gene Ontology annotation, molecular function: DNA-binding transcription factor activity, RNA polymerase II-specific; RNA polymerase II transcription regulatory region sequence-specific DNA binding.
ACCAUUCUCAAGAGGCACCAGUGGGUGUUUUAGAGAUUUGAUAGAUUAACCUGUCAGUAACAGUCUGUACAGAUUUCUUGAAUACAAAUGUACAUGAUGAAUAGUUUCAUUUUGAAAUGUCACUGACACCAAUCACAGAACGUGAAGAUGAUUCCCGUCCUUCGACAAUAACGCCACAGUUGUUUCUACCAAACGUAAGAAAACCGGCAAACGAUCCUCAAGCUUCGAGAGUUUCUAGCGAUGUUCUUAAAAGUAACACAAUCAAGGUACAAGAAAUUGCGCAUACAUCAAAAGAUACUCCACCAGGCGACACUUUUAGAGCUACGUCACAGAAAAUUCCGCUACAACGUAAUACACCAAUUAUUAACGAACAGUCACAUAGCUCAAAACCUGCUACUUCAGCAACAAUAAAUUCUACACCGGCGCCAGUACCUUCGGCUAAAAUAACGCAUACUCGAGCUCAGAGUAAGAAAUUCAAAUGUAUUCAGUGCAAUAUGUGCUACGUUCGGAGAGCCUACCUAAUAAAACAUGUAAUGGGAAAACAUGGUACGCAGAACUGUUGUUUGAAGUGUAUGCAGAUAUUUAAUACAGACAAAGAGUAUAACCAACACAUACUUAAUUUCCAUUCACGAUUUUAUUGCGAUAUUUGUGGAGGAGCUUAUCCGAAUAGAUUUGAAUUAAAACGACACGUUGACUCCCAUAGAGAUCGUAAAGACAGAUUGUUUAAGUGUCCGUUCACCAAUUGUUCUUACUCUCAUGACCGAUUUACAUAUUUUGAAUAUCAUAUCAAUAAACAUCGCAAGAAAAGGCCAUUUUGUUGCGGUAAGUGUAACAAACAGUUUUCCUCUCGUUACAUGUUUAAUCGACAUGUUCAGAUUUGUAUUGGGGAUUUUGGCAAAUGUCCAAAAUGUGAAAGAGAAUUCGGAAACGAUAGUAUGCUGUAUGACCAUAUACAGACUUGUCAUCUGGAGAAAAUAUUUGCUUGUCCUGAAUGUGAUAAGACUUAUAAGUGGAGAGGAUCAUUGUCAAGGACACCUCACUCGUACCAUUGACGGAAGAAAUGCUAGUGUAUGUUCCCAAACAUUUUACAUUCCAAAUUAAAAGUGUGCAACUUUUCCAUUGUGAU